AUGGUGCAGUCUGACGAGUACAUCCUCGAUGACGACAACCGAGCAGACGACCUGUCAGGCUCCCUUGAGCUAGAGCUCUUCUUCCAUGGCAGAGACGUCCCUUCCUCCUGGAGCCCUCAUCCACCCAAGACUGUGCAGGCUGUCAUCACGGUCAAAGGCAGCCUCAAGCUCAAGAACGCCAAGGAGGGGCAGAGGAGAGCGGUGCUCGUUGAAGGAGGGGGAGGACUGCUGCUGGGAAACAUCGUGGAGGCCGCGAGGAAGGCGAGGGUAGCGGGUAAGACUAGCUGA
Molecule: messenger RNA, 288 nt
Organism: Guillardia theta CCMP2712
Lineage: Eukaryota; Cryptophyceae; Pyrenomonadales; Geminigeraceae
Exons: 1
Coding region: 1-288 (95 amino acids)
Source: RefSeq, a predicted model, not a curated record